AUCCUUUCCUGCGUUGAGCAACUAGUUAUAACAAUUGAUUGAACCCCUCCUUCUGACCAGAAACACCGUAUACCUGUUUCCCAUCAAGUCAAUCCGGUCAAUUGAGCCAAACUUCGUAUUUCAAUGUUCUUGGGGGUCAGUCGAGGACCCGUGUCAACACUCCGGUUGCCCACCGCCUGGAGUCCGAUAGUCGCCCGCCGCUCAGUGUCUGCUUCUUGCUGUUCGUCCGUUUGUCGCACAUCCGCAACGCUGGCUCCCCCCACCAAACAAGCCCCCUCCCCCCCUCCUCCUCCCGCCGCAGCCUCAUCCUCCUCCUCCUCCUCUUCUUCUCUCCCUCCUUCUUCUUCUCCCCUUCGUUCUUCGGUUUUGUCUGUUUCAAACCGUACUGCUCUUCUAGCUAGACACUUUUCUUCUGUGUCCGCUACCACACACUCGCCCACCAUGUCUUACACCGUCCGCAAGAUUGGCCAGGCCAACACCCUGGAGCACCGUGUCUUCAUCGAGAAGGAUGGCAAGCCCGUUUCUCCCUUCCACGACAUUCCCCUUUACGCCGAUGAGGCCAACAACAUCUUCAACAUGGUUGUUGAGAUCCCCCGCUGGACCAACGCCAAGCAGGAGAUCUCCAAGGAGGAGUUCCUCAACCCCAUCAAGCAAGAUGUGAAGAAGGGCAAGCUCCGUUACGUCCGUAACUGCUUCCCCCACAAGGGUUACCUCUGGAACUACGGUGCCUUCCCCCAGACCUGGGAAGACCCCAACAACAUCCACCCCGAGACCAAGGCCAAGGGUGACAACGACCCGCUUGACGUCUGCGAGAUUGGUGAGCUUGUCGGCUACCCCGGUCAGGUUAAGCAGGUCAAGGUCCUCGGUGUCAUGGCCCUGCUCGACGAGGAGGAGACCGACUGGAAGGUCAUCGUCAUCGACAUCAACGACCCCCUUGCCAACAAGCUGAACGACGUUGAGGACGUCGAGCGUCACCUCCCCGGUCUUCUCCGUGCCACCAACGAGUGGUUCCGUAUCUACAAGAUCCCCGACGGAAAGCCCGAGAACCAGUUCGCUUUCUCCGGCGAGUGCAAGAACCAGAAGUACGCUCUCGAGGUCAUCCGUGAAUGCCGUGAUGCUUGGGAGAAGCUGAUCUCCGGCCAGGCCCCCAAGGGUGAUGUCAGCAUUGCCACCAGCGUCUACGAGGGCGUUGAGCGCGCUGACGCCGCCAAGGUUGCCAGCAUCCCUAAGGGUGAGAACCUUCCUCCUGCUCCCAUCGACGGCAGCGUUGACAAGUGGUUCUUCAUCUCCGGUGCUGCUGUUUAAAUCUGUACAAAUUAAAAAUACACACUUAUUCCCCCACCUACGGGUGAUUCAUUUACUUCAACAUCUACCACCUGCUCUGACAAUCUAUCGUAGCAAGAGCCAUGUCA
Molecule: messenger RNA, 1412 nt
Organism: Aspergillus saccharolyticus JOP 1030-1
Lineage: Eukaryota; Fungi; Ascomycota; Eurotiomycetes; Eurotiales; Aspergillaceae
Gene: ipp1
Product: inorganic diphosphatase IPP1
Exons: 5
Coding region: 442-1305 (287 amino acids)
Biological process (GO): phosphate-containing compound metabolic process
Cellular component (GO): nucleus; cytoplasm
Molecular function (GO): inorganic diphosphate phosphatase activity; magnesium ion binding
Source: RefSeq, a predicted model, not a curated record